Capsicum annuum is the source of this 2686-nucleotide messenger RNA. RefSeq names its product probable potassium transporter 17. Gene Ontology annotation, cellular component: membrane. The transcript has 8 exons. Gene Ontology annotation, biological process: potassium ion transmembrane transport. The coding region runs from base 16 to 2388 and encodes 790 amino acids. Gene Ontology annotation, molecular function: potassium ion transmembrane transporter activity. NCBI's taxonomy places the organism in Eukaryota, Viridiplantae, Streptophyta, Magnoliopsida, Solanales, Solanaceae. The record is from RefSeq and is a predicted model, not a curated record.
GACGAGAGUUGAUAAAUGCAAAAAACUGACUCAAACUUUAUAAUUACAAAAAAGAAUACAAAAGAAAGAGUAGUGUGUACUCUCUCAGGUAAUCUAAGACCAAAUCAACUCAGACCAUGUUUUUUGUUUGUUCCAUCAAAAAGAGUCUUGCGUGUAACCACCUCUUACCUCUUUUUCUACUACAAACUCUCACGUAAUCUAAUACACUUUCCCUCCCUCUACUCCUUACAAACUCUUGAGUGGGCCAUGGAUCGACAAACCGGACGGCACGACUCCUCUGCGGCGGUUCAGCCGGAUGCAGCCGUUUUGGUGGCGGUGCAUGACGGCGACACCAUCAUUAACAAUGACACAAAGGAUACUAGCCGAUGGGGGACCUUGGUCCUUGCAUACAAGACCUUAGGAGUUGUUUUUGGGGGUCUUGUCACGUCUCCACUCUAUGUAUAUCCAUCAAUGCCGUUAAAGUCUCCUACUGAGGAUGAUUAUUUGGGGAUCUACAGCAUAAUGUUUUGGACUCUCAGUCUAAUUGGUGUUGUCAAAUAUGCUACCAUAGCUCUCAAAGCUGAUGAUCAGGGCGAAGGUGGAACAUUUGCUCUUUAUUCAUUACUCUGCAGGAAUAUAAAUAUUGGGAUUCUUUCUUCCAAGAAUGCCAGUUUGAAUACAAGCCAUUCCUAUGUUAAUCAAUCAAAAAAGCCAAGUAGGUUGGGUAAAUUUUGUGAGAGGAGUUUGAUUGCCAGAAGGGUACUGCUUUUCAUUGCAAUGUUGGGUAUGUGCAUGCUAAUUGGUGAUGGCAUACUUACACCUGCCAUCUCAGUGUUGUCUGCAAUGGAUGGCUUAAGAGCGCGUUUUCCCUCAGUCAGUAAAUCGUUGGUCGAAACUCUCUCAGCAAUCGUUCUCAUUGUUCUAUUCCUCCUGCAGAAAUUUGGUACUUCACGAGUGAGUUUCCUGUUCUCUCCUAUCAUGGGUGCAUGGACUCUUACCACUCCUCUCGUUGGGAUAUACAGUAUCAUAAAGCAUUAUCCGAGCAUAUUCAAGGCAAUAUCUCCCCAUUACAUAGUUCUCUUCUUACGAAAUGGAAAGCAAGGAUGGAUAUAUCUUGGUGGAACUGUCCUCUGCAUUACAGGUUCUGAAGCAAUGUUUGCUGAUCUUGGUCAUUUCAACAGGAGUUCAAUUCGGAUAGCGUUUUUCUUUACUAUAUAUCCAUCAUUAGUGCUGACAUAUGCGGGCCAGACGGCAUAUCUGAUCAGAAAUCCUGAUGACCAUUUUGAUGGAUUUUACAAGUUUAUACCAUCUGCUGUGUACUGGCCAAUUUUUGUUAUAGCCACAUUAGCUGCAAUAGUUGCAAGUCAAUCGCUGAUUUCAGCCACCUUUUCUGUUAUUAAGCAAUCAGUUGUGUUGGAUUAUUUUCCUCGGGUGAAGGUAGUUCACACAUCCUCCAGCAAAGAAGGCGAGGUUUACUCACCAGAAGUUAACUACAUCCUUAUGAUUCUCUGUGUUGCAGUCAUACUAAUUUUUGGAGAUGGUCAAGACAUCGGGAAUGCCUUUGGUGUUGUUGUUAGCAUGGUUAUGCUUAUAACCACUAUAUUGUUGACACUGGUUAUGAUCAUUAUAUGGAGAACUCCACUUGCUCUGGUCGCACUGUACUUCAUCGUGUUUUUUGUGAUUGAAAGUGUAUAUGUCAGUGCAAUCUUCACAAAAAUUCCAGAAGGUGGUUGGAUUCCUUUUGCCAUCUCUCUCAUCCUUGCUUUCAUUAUGUUUGGAUGGUUCUAUGGCAGGCAGAGAAAACUUCAGUACGAAUUGACACACAAGAUAGACUCGGCGAGACUAAGGACACUGCUAAUGGAUCCAGGUCUUCAGAGAGUUCCCGGACUCUGCUUCUUCUACACAAAUAUCCAAGAUGGUUUAACCCCAAUUUUAGGUCAUUACAUAAAGAACAUGAGAUCUCUUCACAAAGUUACUGUAUUUACAACUCUUCGGUACUUGCUGGUUCCUAAAGUAGCACCAGGUGAAAGGAUUGUUGUUAGUAAACUAGGUCUCAGUGGGGUUUAUAGAUGUGUGAUUCGGUAUGGUUAUGCAGAUAAGCUUAGUCUUGAAGGGGAUGAUUUGGUUAAUCAAGUUAUUGAGAGUUUACGGGCUCAUGUGCUCCACUGUUCCAACCACAACUCAACAGAGGAGUCAGACGAAAUUUCUGAGUUGGAAGAGGCAAAGCUUGCUGGAGUGGUCCAUAUUCGUGGAAAGACAAGGUUUUAUAUUGGUAAGCACUGUGGCUGGUUUGAUAGAACAAUGCUUGCUUUCUAUGAAGUUUUGCACAGCAACUGUAGAUCUGCACUGCCUGCUAUGGGUGUACCAUUACCUCAACGUAUCGAGGUUGGAAUGCUCUACGAGGCUUGACAAUCUGACAUGUUCUUGUUUAACUACUAGGCACUGAAAAAGUUCCAUGAAGAUUAAUCACAACAAUAACAGGUAGGAUCAAUAUUGAUGCUUUCAAAAUAUUGAUCUAACCUAGUUUCAAUACAUUUAUCUUUCAGUUUUCAAAAGUUAAGAAGAUGUACAUUUUAGUGGGAAAUAGGCAUGUGUUAGGAAACCUCAUGUGUGAAUGAGGCAUGUUGUAGUUGAUAUACUUUAGUAGCUUACAAAGCAAUUGCCAAAAGCUAUGGAGAUUCAGUACAGAAGCUGAAAAUAUUGUUUA